AUGUCUUCUCGUAGUGUUAUACGGGUUGCGGAGAGAGACCCGACAGGGCAAUACGUAAGGUACGAUGCGAUGCUAGGACAAGGGCUUUGGAAAAGAGUUUACAAGGGAUUUGAUGAGGUUAAUGGUAUGGAAAUUGCUUGGAGCGUGGUAGUUUUAAGUGAUAGAAUAGUAAACUCUGUUCCUAAUCUUUGGCAUUUGAUUGUAGAAGCUAAUUUGAUGAAAUUGUUAGAUCAUAAGAAUAUAGUGAAAUGUCAUCAUUUCUGGAUUGAUUAUUCAAAAAGAAACCUUCACAUGAUUACUGAGAUAUUUUCUUCAGAGACUCUGUUACACUACAUCGUUAGACAUGUUCCUGUAGAUGAUACAUCAACCAAGAAUUGGUGUAGACAGAUUUUACAGGGUUUGGAUUAUCUUCACACUCGUGAUCCACCCAUUGCUCAUCGUGAUGUUAAGUUAUUGAACAUCUUUGUUGAUGGAAACACUGGUAUUGUUAAACUUGGAGAUUUUGGUUUCGCUAGGUUUAUUGAACCAGGGACUAGUUUAAACAAUUGUGUUGGUUCACCAAUGUACAUGGCACCAGAAAUAUUUCAAGGAAAUUAUAAUCAUAUGGUUGACAUACAUGCUUUUGGGAUAUGCGUACUAUGGAUGGUCACUCGGGAAAAGCCUUAUUCAGAAUUCAUAAACAAUGAUGAGUUCUACAGAAAGAUUAAGGAGGGUGUAAAGCCUGUCUUGCUAAACAAUGUCACAGACCCUCAGAUUAAGCACUUUCUUGAUAGGUGUUUUGCUCCUGCAUCUACUAGAUCCCCUGCAAUUGACCUUCUGAAUGACCCGUUUCUGACUCAAAUCGAGUCAAGUCCGAGUCAAGUCGAGUCAAGUCUGAGUCAAGUCACGCGUGGUCAGGUGGAUAGAUUACUACAUGUUGUCAAGGAGAUUGGGCAUGGAAACAAGAUAUUCAGAUUACAAGGGAGCAUGAAGUGGAAUGUUAGUGGUGUAGUAGCAAUGAGCUUGAGUAUUAUUUGUAAUAAUAAUAAGAAGAAGAAGAAUGUUGAAGGUAUUAACUUUGAGUUCCCAGUUGAAGUUGAAACAGAUAGAAUUCAUCAGAAAAUAAAUCAGUUUCUGAUGGAUAACAUUGCUACACAACUCAAGUUAUCAAAAGAAGAUGUGAUAGUGGCUACUGAGAUUAUAAAGCAACUAAUAACAGAAAUACUGCCUCAACCUAUUAAGGAGAAGCCGACAAAUGAGAUAUUGAGUGAGCAAACGGGAGAUGAAUCUGGAUCUGAGGCUGAGAAUAACGGAAUGCUAAGUUGCUUAGGGAAACUGCUGUCAUCCGUUUGCAGCAACCCCCAAAUUUGA
Molecule: messenger RNA, 1350 nt
Organism: Spinacia oleracea (spinach)
Lineage: Eukaryota; Viridiplantae; Streptophyta; Magnoliopsida; Caryophyllales; Amaranthaceae
Product: serine/threonine-protein kinase WNK8-like
Exons: 2
Coding region: 1-1350 (449 amino acids)
Biological process (GO): protein phosphorylation
Molecular function (GO): ATP binding; protein kinase activity
Source: RefSeq, a predicted model, not a curated record